AUGCAGCGCACCACGUGGAAGCAGUACGAAGAUUCAAAUCCCGUGUUGUACCAACGCAGAAUCUUACUGAGGAUUCCGGUCAAACAUCUCGGCCGCCUCAAGUGCGUUUUGAAGCUUUGGCACUCUCUCAUUUCCGAUCCAGACUUUGCGGAAUCGCAUCUUCACCUCUCUCUUGCAUCCACCCAUGCGUGCAUCUACAAAAAAAACUCCACGGAAGCUUACCUUAUUCACCUUGAAGAAGCAUUCAACGACAAAAAUUAUAAAGUAAGAGAGUUAUCUUUCCCUUUCAAGAAGCCGCCACCUUCUGACUUUCGUUUGAUGGGAUCCUGCAGAGGGUUUGUUCUCUUACACCAAGAACCACACUUUUUUGUAGUAUGGAACCCACUCACCGAAUUCAGCAAAAGAGUAUCUUACUCUUGGUUAGAUAUUGUUCAUCGUACUAAGGGCAGGUACUUUAGUUUUUCCGGUAAUGCGAUGCUGUAUGGAUUUAGUUACGAUGCGACACUGGAUGACUACUUACUUAUUAUAGCUUGGAAGGAUAGUAACUGCCAACUCUUAGAUUGCUUCUCCUUGAAAACCAAUUCAUGGAUUAAUCUUGAUGCUGCAGUCCCCAAACCAUUGGGUCUUAUGGAGUGGCGAUCUCGUGGGUUGUUCUUUAAUGGCUCUAUUCAUUGGUUGUCUUACUAUCUUGAAAAACAUCACAGUGAUGGUAUUCUUGUAUUUGAUCUGAAGGAAAGAAGUUUCUCAAAGAUAUCUUUGCCUGAACAACUCGAAAUGCGUGAUGCUGCCACAUUUUUCAUACUAGGAGGGUGCCUAGCCUUGUGUUCUCAGGACUAUGUUGGAUGUAAAACACACAUAUGGGUGAUGAAAGAAUACAAAGUGCACUCAUCUUGGACUUUGUAUGUCAUUCCUUGUUUAGAGUUUGAGCCUCUAUGCUUAUCCAAUGAUCGUGACGUUGUUGCAGUAAUAUAUGGAUCAUUAAAAAGUACUGAGCAAGAUGCAUUGUGCAUCAAGUUUCAUUCUGAUCUGAGUUUUGACUAUCCAUGGUGA
Messenger RNA from Arachis stenosperma, 1050 nucleotides. RefSeq names its product F-box protein CPR1-like. The transcript has 3 exons. The record is from RefSeq and is a predicted model, not a curated record. The coding region runs from base 1 to 1050 and encodes 349 amino acids. Lineage: Eukaryota; Viridiplantae; Streptophyta; Magnoliopsida; Fabales; Fabaceae. Gene Ontology annotation, molecular function: protein binding.